AGGAAGAAGAAGGAGAAGAAGAAGAGGAAGAAGAAGAAGAAGAGGAGGAGGAAGAGGAAGAAGAAGAAGAAGAUCAUUUACAGUACUUUCUCGAUACAUUGUAUGAGGUUUCAUUUCUGUUUCACAGAUAUAUGGGAUCCAAAUUAGCAAUGGAUCCCAUUGCUAUGGGAUCCCAUUUGGCAAUGGAGUGCAGUGGAAUGGGUGCUUAAGCUGAUCUGAAAUGAUUGCUCCUGGCCUCUUGAGGUGGAGGGUUUGUAUACAUGCAUACACACACACACUCACACACACCCUGGCAUCUGCCCAGUGAUGCUGGGUGAGGGUCCGUCAGGCCCUUACUGGAGAGGCAUCCCCUCUCCCCUACCCCUUCCUAUGGUCCUCUGUCUCAUGUUCUCAGAAGCACACAAAGCCACUGAUGUGUUGGGAUACUGGAAGCAGGAUAAUCAGCUAGGACUACUGAGACGGUAGCUCACUAUACAACAUGUGGAGGGUCUACCCUCUCUCCUGCCCCUCCCAACUGUGGGGGUGGUGAGAAAGGCAGGUCUUCUUGAAGUUUAUAUAAAUAUUUGUUGAACAGUAACACAGCUGGGACCAGGACCCCUUCCUCCGGCUGGCUGACUUGCUACCCCAGAGAAAUCUCAGCCGGGAUUAGGGCUGAGCUUUGGAACACUCCACUGUGCAUCUGUUGACUCCCAGUGACCCCAGUUCAAAUUCUCCCAUCUACCUUCCAAACCUGUCCAUCUGAGCCCCACACUAGCCCCAGGGAGGGAGUGGCAAGAAGUGGUGCCACUGACUAGUGAAAAGAAGCCUGCCCCAGGAAUCAAGACACCUGAGUUGUGUGGAGGGGUCUUGAGCUAGUCACUUGCCCUGUCUGGGCCUAAUUUUCUCCUCUGUGAAAAUGAGGGGUUUGAACUAGAUGCUCUCUAAAGUCCUUUUUGGCUCGAACGUUCUGGAUUUUCUGACCACAUGAACUGGGUCUGAUCCAGGGUACCUGGCAUUUCCUGUAGGAAGGGCCUGGAGAUUGAGGAGGAAAGACAGCAGUCAUGCUGGUCCAGGAAAGGAGAGAAGCUCCCCACCCUCAUGCAUGAGGAACUCUGGAAGACACAGGCAUUGCUAAUGGUAAAGAAAUCCAUUGCCUGGAUCUGGACCCAAGUCAUUGUGGCUUCUAAACCUGUGGCCAAACUAGGCCACUCUAUUAUUAAUCUUUCUUGCUGUUAAUGUUCUAAAGCAAGUAUAAUAAUACCUGCUUAGGUUGUCUGAGAAUAGAAUAAACUCAUAGACGUGAAUAUGCUUUGAAAACUUCUGCUACACAGAGACUGGAAAUUAUUUUCCUAGACAGCUGUCAAGGUCAUGACAGAUGAUUCCCUCAGGAUUCAGUUGGGUCAAUGGGGCAUCUGAGAGUAGGUUUUUGAAAGCUGGGAUUAAGGAUGUGGCCAGGUAAUUCCCCAUUCAUCCUGCCACAGUAUGGAAAGGGUUAAUUCACUGAAGUCCCUCUCCCAAUUCCUUUCUCUUUCCUUUCCCUGCCCCCCACUCUGAUUUAAUUCUUUCUCUUUUUAAUCACUCUGCUAUAAAAUGCCCAUUGUCCUGCCUCUGCUAUUAUGCUAUCAACCAGGCCUGGCUAGGAUGCAGAGGAGUCACAGGCCCAGCUGUCACCCACAGGCCCAGGGAGACGUUCUCUGACUGGCCAAAACUUGUGCAAGGACGGGCUUUUCCAUCUAAGGAAUGAAAUAGCCUCAUGAUUGAUGGGAACAAGAAGACAUGAGGGCAGGUCAGUGGACAGAGUUAUGGAUACCUACCUUGGGACCCUAAUCCCCUCAAGGGUCUCAUUUCUGGGGCUUACCAGGAAAUCAGGUAUGUGAUCAGGCUCCAGACAGGUGACCCUGGAACCCAGAAACCCUCAGGCAAGUGACACUGGAAUUCAGAGCACACCAAACUGCCUCUCAAGUCUUUCCCUUUUCUUCUUACCCCAUUCUAACCAACCACGUCAACCUCUGAGAUUAUUGUCCAGGAGACAAGGAGAGUCUCCCAUAAACUAUCUUUCAAUGUCUCUGUUGGAAAUGAAACUUUAGCCAAAGGAAUCUUGGGCCUCAGCCAAGGUGACUCCAGAGAUCCUUCUAGGUGGGGAAGGUGUGGGAAGGAAGAGGGAAUUACGCCCUCCCAGGAAUCUGGCUGAGGGACCUCAUGCAUAUUAGUCUGCGUUCUGCCCUCUGCUUUGGACAUUUCCUGGACUUUCUUUGCCUCAGUUUCCCCCUUGUAAAGAGCUGCUGUGAGAGUGCUGGCAUGGGAGACAAAUGAGAUCAUGGCUCCUAAGGGCUCUUUGAAGAGAAGCCCCACAGGAGCACAGAGGAAGCCUAUGUGAGAUAGAUAGGCCUUUUUCCUCUCUCCCUCUUUGGCUGGGUUUUCUUUCUGGACAAGUGCCUGACUCCCAGCUCCCUUUCAGCAGGUGUCAUCUCCCUCUACCAUGUGUCCCUCAGCUGCCCCCAACUCCCUGCGCCCCAGGCUACAGUCAUGCUCACAGUCACCCCUGCAUUGCCCGUCCCCCAUACCCCAUCCCCACUGUAGUCAAGGCAACUGUGCCACUAUAUUCCUUCCACUCUGCCACACCCUCAUGACAGGCAAGGAAGGUCAGGGCCCCUUCAAGCACGGGAGCUCCCCAUUGACAGGGGAGGCUGUGUUUUCAUAUUUUCACAAAAAACUCCCAGACAGCAUUUCUCUUCAGUGCUGCUGCCUAUUACCCAAAGUGCCUUGACCUGUGGACUGAAAAUAGCAAGUGCUAAUUUGCAUGUUAUUUAUUUAAGUAGCAAUGCUUCUGGGAUCCUGCUCUUUCCCCUAUAAAAGCCCACAAUAACCUCCACCAAGCAGUAAGGUAGACACUACUGUGGAACUUACCCUCCUCAUCAAGAAGGAAAGAGGAACCUAUAGCAGGAACCUCGCCUUCUGUUGGGUUCUGGCAUCUCAGGAAUCAGUCCCAAGAAGGAGGUGGUGUACAGACCCUAUACCCCAGAAUGCUCAGUGGGGACUCAGCUGACAGCCUCUGCCCUGAGCUGAGCUACUGGCUGAGACUUGUUCUCUUUAUGAUCUGCUCCUCCAGUCCCUGUGUGAGGUGAAACACAGCGGGAGGAGGGUGGAAGGGAGGGUGGGCAGGCCUCCAGGUAUGAGGAUGAGGGAUCGAGCCACAUGGUCUCUGGGGGGCUGUGAGGGAAUGUUCAGGAACAGCUCAGCUCUAUGCACAAGACCCCUGUCCCUCCAAGUAAACCCCUAUGUCUACCCCUUCCAGGCCUCAGAUCUCCCUCCUUCCAGGCCCUGCUGAGAAAACCACAAAGGAGGAAACCUUAUGGAAAGCUUACAGCUAGAUCUGGAGAAAAACAUCCCCUGCUGAUGACAUUCCUUUGGCUGAGACAAAGUCAUUUUACUCAGGAUUCCAUGCUGGCUGAGGCUAAAGAGAAUCCCUUAUGGCACGUCACUAUAAGCUGUUCCCCAGAUGACCCAGGCCAGCUCCAGCACAGCUGCAUGGACAGAGCCUCCCUAGAGAACUCACUGUGCUCACCCUGUUUUGGGUGGUGGUGAGGAUGGGAGGCUCAGGACAUUAUCAGAACAGGAGAGCCAGGAUAGGGCUUAGCCAGGGACAUCAUCCUGGAAUGAAAUGGAAGAAUAUGUGAGAGGACCAUCUGCCUUGCUCUGAUUCCCCCUUAGAGCUGGUCUGCUUGGGAGCUGGUGCAUCUUUUCUAAGUCUUACCACCUAAACCACUUAGACAGAGUAAAGGGAAUAAAAGUCUGUCUAUCCCCUAUGCUAGGGGGAAGUCUGAGGGAUUGGUGCUAGGAUCACUGCAGCCCUUUACUCCCCUUUGAUCAAGCAUAUUUGGAAAACUUGGCCACAAUAUGCAACCUCAGAAACAAAGACCCUUCCUCCAACUUAAACUGUUCCAUUCUCCGGAAACGGAGAUCCCUCUGCUGAGGUUUUCCGCCCUCUCAGAACUGUGGUUCAUCACCCCAGAGCUGCAGCCCCAGGUCAGUGGCAUUGGGUAGCCAGAGUAGUAGGGGCAGAGGGGGUGUCCAGUUACCCAAAGUUCAUUGACCUGUGGGCUGAAAAUAGUAGGGGCAGCCUGCAUUGCUGGGGGGCUUGGGAAAGGACUAUUCCUAGGACUCAAAGCACCACCCAGACCUCUUUAAAGGCAGUGAGAGCGAGGAGGAGGAGUUCAGGAGUGCAAACCUCUCCCUUAACAUCUGUAAAAACCGAGGCCUGGAAAGAUAGGCCUAAGAAAACACAUGUGACCUGGAUCUGUAUGUGUGGCUCAGUCACAUCCAACGGCCCAAACACUAGAGACUACUGCUCUGUGGUCCCAAGUCAUCUUAGUUCAGCACAUUAGGGGGCUUAAAAAAAUUGCUGCUGUUGUUUUUGUCGCUUAAAGAAACUGCAGGUAUAAUUUGUCCAUCUCUAAAAUGUAGGCUUCCGAGUUUGCCCAGUUCACAUUGGGAUUGGGACCCAACCAUAGACACUUAACCCCUUCCAGGAGCCAAGAGUGAGAACUGGAGGAAGCAAGGGUGAGGGCAGCAGGCCAAUUACCCGACAGGGCUCCUUUCUGUGGAACCAAGAGAGUGAAGUUACCAGGAGGACCCUCAGUGGGGAGGAACCCAAUGGGAGGGCCCUGCUACUGGAUCCCACUGUUUUUUUCCUAAACAGUCAGCUGAAAAUGGAUCCUGGAUAAAGGCACAGAUCGUUGGGUGGUGUGAGCUGUUGUUUCUCUCCCACAGUCUUCCCCCAGCAAGCACACCUCACCUAAUCUGUGGUCUCCUGAAUGCUGGAGAGAUGUUGGGCCCCACCCCCUGAGGUUGUUAGGACAUCAGAAGGUCGCACCAUCCUACUUGGCUCCCGGCUGUGAGCAGAAGGGUCCUGAGCCAACCUCUGGCAAUAUGUACCCCAUCGGACCUUCGUGUCCCACCACACCCCUUCAGGGACCUUGUUUUAGGCAAUGCACUGACCCAUGCUCCGAUUUUUAGAAAUUUCUAAAAGCCUGGAAAGGAGCCAGGAGGAGGCUGGGAGAAAGCCCUCUAUGGAGAAGGUUCUGCCCAGGCCUCCCCAACUCCUUACCCACCCGUGCCCCAGAGAGAAGUGGCUCGCUGCUCACACCCCCUCCUGCCAGUGCAGCGCGAGUAAGAGAGCCCAAGGGACAGCAGCUGGCAUCCCAGGGGUUAAUUCCGGAGCAGCCCAGGUGGAGGUCGAGCCCCCAGCCCCGUCGGCACCUCCAGGCUUCCGAGGCCACCGGAACGGAGGAGGCUGCGGUGGCUCUUUGUCUACCUGCUCUGGGCGUUAAAGAGCCCGCUCGCAGCCUGCAUCGCUGGGGCUCGGGACAGAAGUCAGCGGCGGGGAAAUGGGGCUCUGUCACUUUAAGUACAGCUGGAGCUGUAAGUACGAGCCCGGGUGGUGGGGAGAAAAGGGAGCGGAGGGCAGGCGAGGGUUCGGUUUCUGACCCUCCGCGUGGCCCACAGCUCAUACAUUUUCGGGUGUCCCCGGGUGUCGGACGAGAGCGGUCCUGGGGGGCACUGGGUGCCCACCCGGUGAAUGGCCGCCUGAGCCGGGGAAGAUGCUUCAUCUGCCCCUGCCCAGAUCCGGAAGGACAGUGAAUUUUCCCCGCAGCUGGGAUGAAAGCAGCUCCAUCAGCAGUGGACUCAGCGAUGCCUCAGACAAUCUCAGUUCAGAAGAAUUCAAUGCUAGCUCCUCACUCAACUCCCUCCCAACUACUCCCACUGCUUCUCGCAGGAACUCAACAAUAGUGCUACGCACAGACUCAGAGAAGCGCUCACUGGCAGAAAGUGGGCUGAGCUGGUUUAGUGAGUCAGAGGAGAAGGCCCCUAAAAAACUGGAGUACGACAGUGGUAGCCUGAAGAUGGAACCUGGGACUUCUAAGUGGCGGAGGGAGCGGCCUGAGAGCUGUGAUGAUUCAUCCAAGGGUGGAGAACUGAAAAAGCCCAUCAGCCUGGGACACCCUGGUUCCCUGAAGAAGGGCAAGACCCCACCUGUGGCUGUAACUUCCCCCAUCACUCACACUGCCCAGAGUGCCCUCAAAGUCGCAGGCAAACCUGAGGGCAAAGCUACAGACAAGGGUAAGCUUGCAGUGAAGAAUACUGGGCUCCAACGCUCCUCCUCUGAUGCUGGUCGGGACCGCCUGAGUGAUGCUAAGAAGCCCCCCUCAGGCAUUGCUCGCCCCGCCACUUCGGGAUCCUUUGGCUACAAGAAGCCUCCUCCUGCCACAGGCACAGCCACCGUCAUGCAAACCGGUGGUUCAGCCACUCUCAGCAAGAUCCAGAAGUCCUCAGGCAUCCCUGUCAAGCCAGUAAAUGGGCGCAAGACUAGCUUAGAUGUGUCCAACAGUGCAGAGCCAGGAUUCCUGGCUCCUGGAGCCCGUUCUAACAUCCAGUACCGCAGUCUGCCCCGGCCAGCCAAAUCCAGUUCUAUGAGCGUGACCGGCGGGCGGGGUGGACCUCGCCCUGUGAGCAGCAGCAUUGACCCCAGCCUCCUCAGCACCAAGCAGGGAGGCCUUACACCUUCCAGACUGAAGGAGCCUACCAAGGUAGCCAGUGGGCGGACCACUCCAGCCCCUGUCAAUCAGACAGAUCGGGAAAAGGAGAAGGCCAAAGCCAAGGCAGUGGCCUUGGACUCAGACAACAUCUCCUUGAAGAGUAUUGGCUCCCCAGAAAGUACUCCCAAGAACCAAGCAAGCCACCCCACAGCCACCAAGCUGGCAGAGCUGCCACCAACCCCUCUCAGGGCCACAGCGAAGAGCUUUGUCAAACCACCCUCACUAGCCAAUCUUGACAAAGUCAACUCCAAUAGUCUGGAUCUACCAUCAUCCAGUGAUACCACCCAUGCUUCAAAGGUCCCAGAUCUGCAUGCUACAAGCUCAGCAUCCGGGGGCCCUCUCCCUUCCUGCUUCACCCCCAGUCCAGCACCCAUCCUCAAUAUUAACUCAGCCAGCUUCUCCCAGGGCCUGGAGCUAAUGAGUGGUUUCAGUGUGCCAAAAGAGACUCGCAUGUACCCCAAACUCUCAGGCCUGCACAGGAGCAUGGAGUCCCUCCAGAUGCCAAUGAGCCUGCCCAGUGCCUUCCCCAGCAGUACUCCCGUCCCCACCCCACCUGCUCCCCCUGCUGCUCCCCCAGAGGAAGAGACGGAAGAGCUGACUUGGAGUGGAAGCCCCAGAGCUGGGCAACUGGACAGUAACCAGCGAGAUCGGAACACUCUUCCCAAGAAAGGGCUCAGGUACCAGCUUCAGUCCCAGGAGGAGACCAAGGAGAGGCGACAUUCCCAUACCAUUGGUGGGCUGCCUGAAUCCGAUGACCAGUCAGAGCUGCCUUCUCCCCCUGCACUUCCCAUGUCUUUGAGUGCAAAGGGCCAACUUACCAACAUAGUGAGUCCCACUGCGGCCACCACGCCAAGAAUCACCCGCUCCAACAGCAUCCCCACCCACGAGGCGGCCUUCGAGCUGUACAGCGGCUCCCAAAUGGGGAGCACCCUGUCCCUGGCCGAGAGACCCAAGGGAAUGAUUCGGUCAGGAUCCUUCCGAGACCCCACGGAUGAUGUUCACGGCUCAGUGCUGUCCCUGGCCUCCAGUGCCUCCUCCACCUACUCCUCAGCUGAGGAGAGGAUGCAAUCUGAGCAAAUCCGGAAGCUUCGUAGGGAACUGGAAUCAUCCCAGGAAAAAGUGGCCACCUUGACGUCUCAGCUUUCUGCCAAUGCUAAUCUAGUGGCUGCUUUCGAGCAGAGCCUGGUGAAUAUGACAUCCCGCCUGCGACACCUGGCAGAGACGGCCGAGGAGAAGGACACUGAGCUGCUGGAUUUGCGAGAAACCAUAGACUUUCUGAAGAAAAAGAACUCUGAGGCCCAGGCAGUCAUUCAGGGAGCCCUUAAUGCUUCAGAAACCACACCCAAAGAACUUCGGAUCAAGAGACAAAACUCCUCAGACAGCAUCUCAAGCCUCAACAGCAUCACUAGCCAUUCCAGCAUCGGCAGCAGCAAGGAUGCUGAUGCAAAAAAGAAGAAAAAAAAGAGUUGGCUUCGAAGUUCCUUCAACAAAGCGUUCAGUAUAAAAAAGGGGCCCAAGUCAGCUUCCUCAUACUCGGAUAUAGAGGAGAUUGCUACACCCGACUCCUCGGCUCCCUCAUCCCCCAAACUACAGCAUGGUUCUACGGAGACUGCUUCACCCUCCAUCAAGUCGUCCACCUCAUCCUCCGUGGGCACUGAUGUCACCGAGGGCCCCGCUCACCCAGCCCCCCACACUAGGCUAUUCCAUGCAAAUGAGGAGGAGGAGCCGGAGAAGAAGGAGGUAUCGGAGCUGCGUUCUGAGCUAUGGGAGAAGGAAAUGAAGCUUACAGACAUCCGCUUGGAGGCCCUCAACUCUGCCCACCAACUGGAUCAGCUUCGGGAGACCAUGCACAACAUGCAGUUGGAGGUGGACCUGCUGAAAGCAGAGAAUGAUCGGCUGAAGGUAGCCCCAGGCCCCUCAUCAGGCUCCACUCCAGGGCAGGUCCCUGGAUCAUCUGCGUUAUCUUCCCCGCGCCGCUCCCUGGGCCUGGCACUCACCCAUUCCUUCAGCCCCAGUCUUGCAGACACAGACCUGUCACCCAUGGAUGGCAUCAGUACUUGUGGUCCAAAGGAGGAAGUGACCCUCCGGGUGGUGGUGAGGAUGCCCCCGCAGCACAUCAUCAAAGGGGACUUGAAGCAGCAGGAAUUCUUCCUGGGAUGUAGCAAGGUCAGUGGAAAAGUUGACUGGAAGAUGCUGGAUGAAGCUGUUUUCCAAGUGUUCAAGGACUAUAUUUCUAAAAUGGACCCAGCCUCUACCCUAGGACUAAGCACUGAGUCCAUCCACGGCUACAGCAUCAGCCACGUGAAACGAGUGUUGGAUGCAGAGCCCCCCGAGAUGCCUCCUUGCCGUCGAGGUGUCAAUAACAUAUCAGUCUCCCUCAAAGGUCUGAAGGAGAAAUGCGUCGACAGCCUGGUGUUUGAGACGCUGAUCCCCAAGCCGAUGAUGCAGCACUAUAUAAGCCUCCUGCUGAAGCACCGGCGCCUCGUCCUCUCGGGCCCCAGCGGCACGGGCAAGACCUACCUGACCAAUCGCUUGGCCGAGUACCUGGUGGAGCGCUCUGGCCGUGAGGUCACGGAGGGCAUCGUCAGCACCUUCAACAUGCACCAGCAGUCUUGCAAGGAUCUGCAACUGUAUCUUUCCAACCUGGCCAACCAGAUAGACCGGGAAACAGGAAUUGGGGAUGUGCCCCUGGUGAUCCUAUUGGAUGACCUGAGUGAAGCAGGCUCCAUCAGUGAGUUGGUCAAUGGGGCCCUCACCUGCAAGUAUCAUAAAUGUCCCUAUAUUAUAGGUACCACCAAUCAGCCUGUAAAAAUGACACCCAACCAUGGCUUGCACUUGAGCUUCAGGAUGUUGACCUUCUCCAACAACGUGGAGCCAGCCAAUGGCUUCCUGGUUCGUUACCUGAGGAGGAAGCUGGUAGAGUCAGACAGCGACAUCAAUGCCAACAAGGAAGAGCUGCUUCGGGUGCUCGACUGGGUACCCAAGCUGUGGUAUCAUCUCCAUACCUUCCUUGAGAAGCACAGCACCUCAGACUUCCUCAUCGGCCCUUGCUUCUUUCUGUCCUGUCCCAUUGGCAUUGAAGACUUCCGGACCUGGUUCAUUGACCUGUGGAACAACUCUAUCAUUCCCUAUUUACAGGAAGGAGCCAAGGAUGGGAUCAAGGUCCACGGACAGAAAGCCGCUUGGGAGGACCCAGUAGAAUGGGUCCGGGACACACUUCCCUGGCCAUCAGCCCAACAGGACCAAUCAAAGCUGUACCACCUGCCCCCACCCACCGUGGGCCCUCACAGCAUUGCCUCACCUCCUGAAGAUAGGACAGUCAAAGAUAGCACGCCUAGUUCUCUGGACUCAGAUCCUCUGAUGGCCAUGCUGCUGAAACUUCAAGAAGCUGCCAACUACAUUGAGUCUCCAGAUCGAGAAACCAUCCUGGACCCCAACCUCCAGGCAACACUUUAAGGGUUCGGCAAUCACUGUCACCCCCGGACAGCAGAACGCUGGCAUCAGCUAUCUUAGCUCCUCCUCUCCCCUCUCCUCUUUCAGAGCACUGGCUCUCCAGCCCCAGGAGGAGAACAGGCGGGAGGAGGAGAUGAAAGAGGAGGGACAGGUUCUUGGUGCUGUACCUUUGAAAACUUCCUAGUAAGGAAUGGUGGGGUGGCGUUUGGGAGCUUGUGCCCCCUAAACACAUAUACUGGCCUCCUCUAAUGACUUUGGGGAAAAGAUGAUUCUGGGUCUUUCCCUUGACUUCUUGUUUCAAUUACAAACUCCUGGGCUUUCUGGGGAGGGGUUCAGAAAACAUCAAAACACUGCAGCAGUUCCUAAACGAGUCUCACAAGCAACCCUGAAAGAGACAGUCAUGUGAGGGGGAUCUGGGGGAGGCAGGAAGCUCCCCAGAUUUUCUCACAGACCCUUCCCAAUUCCAUCACCACUGCCAACAACUCCUCCCCCAGAGAUCUGGCUGGAGCCCAGAAAAAGAAGCAUGUGGUUUAAAAAAUGUUUAAAUCAAUCUAUAAAAGGUAAAAAUGAAAAACAAAAACAAGCAAACAAACAAAAAACAAUGGAAAAGAUGAAGCUGGAGAGAGAGGAACCAGUUGCCAAGGUAGAAAGACAGCUGCCCGCUCCUGCCCUCUGGAUGACAUAGGGGACAUCAACAAGACGGCUGCCAACCUGAGAAGUCACCAAACCACAAAAAUAACCUUACAGCCUUCAGAGAAAGACUACCAGCUCUGUCUUUCUGCCCUCUAAUUUAACAUGCAUGAGAGUCAAUAAACCCUACUUUUUUAUUUUUGUUUUUUAUUUUGUUUUCAUUUUUUUCUCCUAUUUGCCUAUUUAUUUUUUUUCUUUUCCCUUUUUUUUUUCUUUUUCUUUUUCCAUUUUUCCAUUUCCUCACAUAUCCACGAGAUGCUUGGGUUGCUUUUCCAGGGGCUAGUUUGGCUUUUCCAAGUGGGUUUUCUUUGGAGAAUCUGACGCCAUAUAAUUGGCAUGACACCUGCCAUGCCAAUAUCUUUGGCAUCCAUGGGGCUUAUAUGAGACAUGAAGCAAUGGCUCGAAAGUAGAGGGAGAAGAGGAACCCAGUUCCCUUGACUUCCCUUUUGAGAAAGCACAUGUUCUGCUAGGUAGCUCAAUUGCCAGCCUCUGUCAUGAGAGGGUAUAGCCUCAUCUUGAUAGAAGAGCUACUCUGAGCUUUAUCAUGGACCAGAGGAAAACCAGGAAAUUGAAAACAUUCCUCUGUCUUGUGGCCAGUUUGGCCUUUCACUGCACUAUUCUGAUGGUGCCUGACUGAAUCAAAAUAUCCUAGCUGGCUCUUACUAUUUUUCACAAGUAAGUAUUCACAUUUAAGAGACUGAAUAUCCAUGUGAGAUCAUCCCAAUCAGAAUAUAAGACUCAAGGAGUUUGACUUGGUGGCCAAUACCUGCCUUCCAAAGAGAUCCUACCUUUGCAGAUUUGCUCCUUUCCCAUUGCCUCGAAGGUCUGGCAAUCCCUGUUCUUUCAUUUGACAAGUACUUACUGAGUACUCACUAUGUGCAAAUCAUUAGGUUAACACACACACACACACACACACACACACACACAAGACUUGGGCCCUUAAGUUUACAGUCCAAUAGGAAGUGUUAACCUCCAUUAAGCUACACCUCCUUGUUAUCUAGACCUUCGGGAUCAUCUAAGAAAUGUAGCUGAAACCCAAGGAGCCAGCUAGAAAGAAGCUUUUGAUUAGAUGUACAAUUCGUUGGGGACAGAAGAUCUGGGAUCAAUUAAGAUGGCACCUGAAGGACUGUGGAAUCUUGUUUGUCAGGAGUGGGCAAGUCUACUUCCUGCCAUUUCUGAAAGCCCCAUGGGACCAGCUUCCUGGCUGAGCUGCCUGGUAGGCUGAAGCUUCAGGACUCUGCAGAUCAGGGAUAUGUGAUGAGCACCGGCCUAAGUGUUUGCUCUUCAGAUUCCUAAGUAGCACAAGACUUUAUUAGAAUCUAUAGGCAUACCAGCCUGGAUCACUCUGUUCCACCCAACCGAGGAGUAGAUGCAUCUGAAUCUUCAUAUCGGUAUAUUUUCAUUUAGGUCCAAAAGAUGGUCCAGGCUGCCCCUCACAAAAGCUUCUGCAUUCACGUGGUAAGCUCCCAGGGAUGACAGGGUUCUGUAUGAUGGAGACUAUUAUUGCUAUUGCUGCUAAUUCCAUGAGCUGUGAAGAUCCCUAACCAACUCAGCUGUAACAUAUGCAAUUCUGUGGUGGGAAGAGGCUGUGUGUCCAAGGAUGGUGCUGAAAUCACUGCCUUAAGGUCUCUGCUGUGCAGAAUGAGGAGGCCCCGGAGCUGGCUGUUCUAACUUAGAAGGAAGAGAAGACUGGAUGGGCCUGCUUGGGAUCUAGGUCUCUUCUAAACCCCUAUCCUAAGCUCCAGUUCCAUGGCAAGGCUCAGACUUCGCUUCACUCUAUUUUCUGGUGCUGCCCAGCCAGUGCCUUCUGCCAUGGAUGUUACUGGCUACUUGAGAAAAAGGAGAGGGGAGAACCCCUUCUUUCGUUCCAACUGCCUCCAACCCCAAAGGGAUUCUUGGCUCUCUGGUAACCAUGGAUACCACCGUGAAUUUUAUUUGGAUCCUCAGCAGGUUGAUUCUGGAGGCCUCAUGCCAUGACUUUUUAUUUCUCUUCCUGGGAUCCACCACCCUCUACUCUCAGCUGACUGCUGCGUUUAGCCCAGGUCUCCAGUUGCUUUCCUCCAGAAAGUGUGUUCCCAUCUAGUGAGGUGGUAUUGAAGCCUUGGCUUUCCCUCUGGAGCCUGGGACCCUGUUUACAGUUGCACAUCUGGGCCCCUCACUAUGGGGAUCGAUCAUUCUCAUGAAGGAAUCAUGGUUAUAUGGCAACUGCAGAAGGCUGAGCCUCCUCAUGGUGCUAUAACCCCUUGGGACACUCAUCCAGACUUCUCUGAAGCAGAAAACCUGAGCUCCCCAGUCACUGCCCUAGAAUUUAUGGCAAGGAGCAAAUCCACAGCAUUCUCUCCCACCUAUGUCCUGCUUCUUGGUUGAGCCUACUGGGAUCCCUCAGAAAAGAAACACUGGGUCCCAAAGCUAAAUUCUCAACCCCCAGGCACCUUCAGAAGAAUCCAGCCUAAUACUGGAAUUUGUGCUAUUAUCUUCGUCUCCAGCCCCCCAACUCCAUCCCUCACCACAGUUGGCUAGGAAAUGACAUGAGUUCAAUAUCUAAUGUCAACCAUUGGGGAGAGCCACAACUCCAGGAGAGGUUCCUGAGCUGAGUCCCUUAAUUUCUGGAUGAAGAAGAUCAACAAGUUUUGUCCAAUGUACUUGUUUCUCAGACCUUGCCUAGGCACUAAAAAUAAAAUACUAGGUCAUUGGAGGCUAAUUUGGGGCCUGAUGUCUGUGUGUGUGUGUGUGUGUGUGUGUGUGUGUGUCUCCCUCUCUCACACACACAAGAGCAGUAUACUGUUGCUGUUUCCUACCUUCUGAGGCUUCAAAGUAUUUUUAAAAAUCUAUGCUUUGUGGCAGCUCUACGGUGCUUAUCUCUGUCUUUGUGUCAAUCCUUAAGUACCCAUGUCUUUUUCAUGUCUAACCAUUGGGAAGGGAGAGGCUGGCAGGGAAGAUGAAUCUGCUACAAGUCCAUGGGAAGACCCUACAAUGAAAUCCUUAUUGGUUGGUAUACUGUUUUGGUCUUGAAUUGCCAACCUUCCAGCUGAUCUAUCCAUACUACUUAAGUACUAAAGACAAAAACAGAGGGCUUUUUUUUCCUUCUUAAUGUCUUGCCUUCUGGUUUUCCUGGUUUGCAAGACUAAGUGUACCUAAUCUCACCAUCUCUUCACUUCUAGCUCCCUAAAACAAGGGUCACACUACUCCGAGGGAUAACCUCUUACAGUGGUCUGAGGAGUAAGUAUUUCCUAAAGUAUUCUAAAAGAGAAGGAAGAGAGAAAUGGUACCCUGCUGCUUCUCACAGACACCUCACAUCCUCACUUGGGAUGGCAUUCACAUAGAAAUCCCGCAUUUAGGUAAAAUUUGCCUGACUGAAGGGGACUCAGUCCUCCAAAUCAGGAUCAAGGAGGUAUCUACGUGAGACCUUAAGAACUCUUUAUUGCCAUUAGUUGGAGAGGGUGGGGGAAUUGUCCUGAUCGCACAUCUAACACAGGUAAUAAGUGCUGAAGUUACCCAGUAGUUGGAGGGAGUGGGGGAAUUGUCCUAAUCACACAUCUAACACAGGGAAUAAGUGCUGAAGUUACCCAGAUCACCAAGUACGGCUCCUCAUCAUACUUUAUUUUUGCUUUCCUUAUUCCUUGGCACUGACUAAGCUAAAGUUAAGAAGCAGACUUCAUAAGCCAACCCCUGUGGUGGGAUGGGAAAAUGGGCUUUUGCAGAGGGUUUAUUAAUAGAGAUGGAUUUACUACUCACAAGUUCUGGUUCAUGGCUCCACUGAGAAGGCCAUAGUAAUAAAAUGAUCUUACGAACACUGUUCCCCAAAGGCCAAAGCCUGAAGAUAUUGUCCCUUAUAAUCCAAUCAGCCUUAUAUUUUAAUGAGUCCUGAAUCAACCUGAUUAUGGAUAUAUAGUGCCACCAACUUGACACUCCCCACUGCCUAGGGUAGGUACAUGGGUGCAUGUCUGCUCAGCCUAGCCUUGGAAGCGAGCACUGCCAGCCACAGAUCCUGGGAAAGGUGGUAGUAACUUGGAAGAUGUUGUAGCCUUGAAGGUAGGAUACCUAUGAAAAUGCCAAAGCUGCAGGGACACGAAGACAGUUGAAAAUUCAACCUAUGUGUACUAGAUCCUUCCAGUUUGAUGGUUUGGUCAUUCUUCUUCAUGAUUAUGCCAUGGAGAAUUUUCUGUGACAAGGGUGGUCAUGGAAGUAAGUGAGUGAUCCCCUGGUUUCUCAUUCCUUAAAGCAGUGGUUCUCAAAGUAUGGCAUAAGACCAGCAGCAUCAGCAGCAUUUGGAAACUUGUUAGAAACAAAACUCUCAAUCCCAUCCAGAUCUGCUGAAUCAGAAACUCUAGUGAGAGGGCCCAGCAAUCCAUAUUUUAAUAAACCCUCCUGGUGAUUCCGAUGCACACUAAAUUCAACUAUUUUAAAGGGAAAGCCCUUUAGAGUAUCGGAGUUCCCACACCGAGAGGCUUUGGGGCCCAAAAUAACAAGGUUCUAGGUUGUAAUUCAGACUUUAACAUUAAUUUCAAAGUCACCUUUCUCAUGCUUCCUUGUGUUUCUGUUUUUCCAUUUAUUUUAACAAAGAAAGGUAUGUGUGCUUUUGGGUGGAAGUUAGGAGAAUGUUUGCAUCUUUCCUAGUUGAACACAACCUUCAGAGGAAAACCUUAUGCCUCGGAAAUUACUAGCUGGCACGCUAAGGGGCUUCAACAAGGAAAGCAUUUGGAGGUCUCUUCCAGAUUGCUCUUCUGCCGAAUUAUUUAUAUCUAUUCUGAGCUGAUUAUGUAAUAGGAUGGAAAAAGUUAAAAAAAAAAAAUCGAAUUUGUAUUUCCAUGACGUGUUCUCCCAGUAACAUCCCUCUCCUUUAUUUGAGUUAUAAAGGGCACUGCUGGGCCUGAGAACUGGGCCAGAACCUCCUUCUGUACGGCAGCUAACAGUGUAGGGCUCCAGUAUCCCAGGAAGGCCCCUUAUUCACACUCCACUCAGCUCAUAGGAGAGUCUUGCGUAAUGAAGACACAGCCCUGGGCACUUCAGUCCUUGUGCUCCUCCUCUCUUUUCCCCAUAGCAGGACCUAGAUACGGAAAUACUCAGCCAAGGUGAUAGAAUAAAAUCAUAUUUUUUUUGUUUUUUUGUUUGUUUUUGGGUUUUUUUUGGAGAAGGAGUCUUGCUUUGUCACCCAGGCUGAAGUCCAGUGGCACGAUCUCGGCUCAUUGCAACCUCCGCCUCCCAGGUUCAAGCAAUUCUCCUGCCUCAGCCUCCUGAGUAGCUGGGAUUACAGACGUGCGCCAUCAUGCCCAGCUAAUUUUUGUAUUUUUAGUAGAGAUGGAGUUUUGCUUUGUUGGCCAGGCUGGUCUCGAUCUCCUGACCUCAGGUGAUCCGCCUGCCUUAGCCUCCCAAAGUGCUGGGAUUACAGGCAUGAGCCACAGCACCCUGCCAAAUAAGAUCCUUUUUUAGAAAAAUUUGAAAAAAGCUUCAUAUCUUUACAAACUCACAAAGUAGCUGAUUGGGCCAUGGGGGAGAUGAGGCUUUUCAGAACUGGUUUUGUUUCAAGUUUGUCAAUUUUCCGUGUGUGAGAACUUGGGCAGAGCACAAAGAAACAUACAGUGCUAGUAAUAGGUCUCCUGAGCUCUGGAACUGUUUGGAGGAGGACUAAAGCACGGGGGAGCUGAGUACAAAAUAAUUCCACUAAAAUCACCUCCUCAGUCCCCAGAAGGCUGAUGGUGGAUCCUCUGGCCGUCUCCUGUGGGUUCUUCCUGCUCCUCUGCCAUUUCUCUAUGCCUGAAGACACGAAGAUGAUAUCAAGGCAGAGCUCCCAUAUCGCAGCCAGUCUCUGGGCCACUGCUGUGCAGUGGCUCCCACUUUCUAAUGCUUUUUUGUUUUUGCUUUUUCUAACAAAACAAUCUUUUUUUAAAAUGAAUUCCAACCCCUGCUAGCCUCCUUCCCCGCCUCCAUACUGUUUUAGGCAGCACCGUUUAUGUGACAGAGUCUGUGUUUCUCAAAUGCAUGGUGUUCCUCAGGUGGAGAGUGGGCAGAAGUUUUUGCAACACUUUUUUUUAAGUUAUUGGGUGCAAAAUCCCAGACCAGGAUAUGUGUAUGUCUGUGUAUUUAUGUUUUUUCUUAUUUGACCCUCCCCUCUUUCAACCUUCCCCCUUUUAUAUCUAAUGUAGAAAAAGCGAAACUGAAUCUGGAAAGCAAAUUGUUGUAUAUAGUUGCGGUAACAAUCAUGAAGAGAGAGCUGGGCUGUCCCCUUAGUAAUUCAUUUUAGAUAACACAUUAUUUAAAAAUAAAAUUCAUGCCAGAGCCAGCUGAAGAGGCCUUCCUUCAUCACCACUGAGGCCACCCCGAUCUGGGCCCUCUGUCCUUCUGGCAUGUCUCCUCCCAGCAAGAUUCAUCUGUUCAAUGCCAUUUGCGUUUCAAUAAAGUUAUCUCCUGUAUUGUC
Molecule: messenger RNA, 17133 nt
Organism: Cercocebus atys (sooty mangabey)
Lineage: Eukaryota; Metazoa; Chordata; Mammalia; Primates; Cercopithecidae
Gene: NAV1
Product: neuron navigator 1
Exons: 27
Coding region: 5580-10031 (1483 amino acids)
Biological process (GO): nervous system development; neuron migration; microtubule bundle formation
Cellular component (GO): axon initial segment; microtubule cytoskeleton
Molecular function (GO): ATP hydrolysis activity
Source: RefSeq, a predicted model, not a curated record